This is a messenger RNA of Rodentolepis nana, 200 nucleotides long. Lineage: Eukaryota; Metazoa; Platyhelminthes; Cestoda; Cyclophyllidea; Hymenolepididae. The record is from the annotation of a GenBank genome assembly.
AACAACCGGAAGACUUGAUAGUGGCUGAGGAGUACGAACCAAUGGAGUUUGGAGACUUAAUGGACCCCAUCAACUGGGUUCAUCACAAACCCUUUAUCUUCUCUAACGGUCUAAUCAGUUGGAUGUCUCGAAGGCAAGCUGCCGAGGCAAUCAAGGAACUGAUUGAAAAAGGCGAGGAAGAACCAGAUGACGGUGAGUAG